UUCACAAAUCCGUCACCGAUUUUGACUCUAAUAUUACUAUUUUUUGGCCAAAAUGACAACAAAUGCGGAAACAGAGGAGCCAGAUCUUAUGAGCUUUGAGAAGUUGGACAGAGCAUCACCAGACCUUUGGCCAGAACAAAUUCCUGGUGUAUCAGAAUUUGCAGCUGCUAAGAGUCCUUUAUCAGGAACAAGCACACUAUCUAAAUGGAUGACAGAGUUAGAGAAUGAAGAUAUUGGUCUUUUACAAGAAUUUGGAAGCUUGACUACCUCUCAGUUGAUGGAGAAAAUUCGAGGUUUACAAAACUUGGCGUAUCAACUUGGAUUAGCUGAAGCCAGAGAAAUGACAAGAGGGAAGUUCCUGGAAAUAUUACAGAAGAAUAAAAAAUCCUGAUUUGCCAACUGGCAACAUUAUUGACAUUAUGUGUAUUGACUUAAAUUUCUACUGAUCAUUGUAACCAUUUAAUUUAUAAUAAAACAUAGAAUACUUUUAAAA
Messenger RNA from Mytilus trossulus (common blue mussel), 493 nucleotides. Its product is annotated as protein lin-52 homolog. The record is from RefSeq and is a predicted model, not a curated record. NCBI's taxonomy places the organism in Eukaryota, Metazoa, Mollusca, Bivalvia, Mytilida, Mytilidae. Gene Ontology annotation, biological process: regulation of DNA-templated transcription. The transcript has 6 exons. Bases 53 to 391 code for a protein of 112 amino acids. Gene Ontology annotation, cellular component: DRM complex.